UUAACCGAAGAGAUACAUUACCGUUGAGCGCUCUUUGUUAGCUGCUAAUUUUCACGGAGAAGAUACUUUGUAUCACUAUCAGAAUAUGUUUCUGCUUCUACUCUACCUGACGAUCUCCGUGAACGGAAUCGCAGGCCUCAACUUUCAUCUCAUGAAGACCAAUUCCUACACCAUGCUGUCAACAGAAAGUGAUUACGGUCUUCUGAUGGUCGAUGGAGGAACAGUCUACCACAGCGGGAUGAACUCCGAGACGCUGAACUGGAUUUGUCGCAUGUUGGGCUACCAGUCAUACAACGCUCUGACUACAGAUGGCGGUUCCUGGCAUCAGAGCUUGCCUGUCAGGUAUCGAUAUCUUGAGUGUUCAGGUAGUACAGUUCCUCAGUGUCGAUAUAGAAAGUACGGAGAUUACUACAGUUACUCUCUCUUCAUCUACUGCAACGUUCGGUCCCAGAAAGGAGACUCUUCCCAAUUCUACCUUGCGGGCAAAGACAAGCAACACACCCAGAAAGAACACGGUCUGCUGAUGUACAACGGAGGAACAGUAAGUGGAAAGAAAUUCGAUGACUCAACAGCGGAGUUGGUGUGCCGCAUCAUGGGCUACGAAGGUGUAAUGAGCUGGAACCUCGGUCGAAAAUAUAUGCCGGAUCAGAAAGACUUAGAUAUAAGUCUUAGCAGCGUGAAUUGUCUAUCUAAGGAUAGAGCAUUCCCACUAUGCACAUACGGAACAGAUGUCACAAAUGCCACCCAUGAUGAAGAUGUCUGGUUGUGGUGUGACAUGCCAAACACCGACAUCCUCGUCUGUCCCCCUGGACAAAGAAAAUCCGGCAGCAACAAGUGCUACGAGUGCGGGCCCAAUACCUACUCCCCCGAACCCAGCACCAGCACCUCCUGUCUCUCCUGUCCUUCAAGAUCAACCUCCCUCACCGGAUCUACCUACUGCUCCUGUGAUGAAGGCACCUACAUGAGUUCUGACCAUAAUGAAUGUCUGGAAUGUCCCACAAAUUCUACCUCACUGAACGGAUCAUCAUUCUGCUCAUGUGUCGCUGGCACAUAUCUCUACGUUGACCUAAGCAGUUGUGUGGCGUGCUCAAGUGGUACAGUCAGCAAGGAGGGCGGAACAGCUCCAGAUGACUGUGUGAGUUGUCCUAGAGGAUCAGUGCCACUGAACAACGGACAAGUUUGCAGCUGUGAGAAAGGAUAUGGUUGGGAAUGGGGCGUAGACAUGGAGCAGUCCUGUAAAGCAUGUCCUGCAAACUCUUUCAAAGACAAAAGACAAGGGAUCUGUGUUCAAUGUCCUGACGAGGCAACCUCCCUCCCUCUCUCUGAGAGCUGUCAGUGUUCCGGCGGACUAUCUUGGGAUGGAAAGACCUGUGUAGACUGCACUUCUCUAGGUAGCAGUAGUGCAGUGGAAUGUGUAACUGUUCCGCUGGAACAUUCUGGAGUGAUAACCAGUGCAGACCCUGUUCAAGAAACUUUUUCAGUGGGAAUCACUCCACUGUUUGCCUAAAGUGCCCCAUAAACACUGUAUCUGACACACAAUCCUCUGAGUGCUCUCACUGUUCGGUUGGAUACGCGUGGCAAAACUACACUUGCACCGAAUGUCCAGAAAACUAUGUUGGAAACGGAGCCGUGUGCAGUAUUUGUCCAACAGAAUCGGUGCCUCUCAAAAACAAAGACGUUUGCAGCUGUGAGAAAGGAUAUGGAUGGGUAUGGAGCAAUAGCGGGGAUGGGUCCUGUAAAGCAUGCCCUGCAAACUACUACAAAGAAAAAGAACAGGGAACCUGCAUAAGAUGUCCUCACGAAGCCACCUCCCUCCCUCUCUCUGAAGAGUGUCACUGUCCAAGUGGACUAUCUUGGGAUGGAGAGAGCUGUGUGAACUGCACUUCUCCAGGUAGCAGUAGUGGAGUGUGUAACUGCUCUGCGGGUACAUUCUGGAGUGAAGACAGUAGCCUGUGUACACCCUGUCCCACAAACCACUUCAGUGGACAGUUCUUCUCUCUCUGCUCAAAGUGCCCUGUCUUCACAGUAUCUGAGUCUGAAUCCUCUGAGUGUUCCCCCUGUCCUAAAGGAUACUCCUGGAAAAAUGACACUUGUAUUGAAUGUCCAGAAAACCAUGUUGGAAACGGGGCUACUUGCAGUGUUUGUCCAGAAGGAACCUCUCCAUCCAAAGAUAAAACUAUCUGCCAAAAGUCUUCUGUUGACGCUCUGUCGGUAGUUAGCUUAGUGUUGUCCAUCCUGAUUCUCGCCAUGGUGAUAGGAAUCAUCCUUUACAUCUGGAAGGAAAAAAGAGAAAAAGACCUGCAGGAAGACAUACACAUGGUUUACCAGGCUGAGCUCUCAACCACGGAUGCCAAAGUUAGAGGGCGGAGAUGUAUGUGUCCCUCCUGUCCCUGCAGUGAAGUAGCCAAACCUGCUCUCCCAAAAAGAGGAAACACCCUACAACAAGAUGAUAUCUAUGCUAACAACUAGCACUCCGAAAAAACCCCAUCUUAUCCCCUCUAAAAUGCCCAAAGUCUAAUGUAGAAACUGAGAUAGAAUAGAUUGUUCAAGACUUAUCAAACCUUCGAUUUUGAAAUUAAGGACACUUUGGGGACAAACUCUUGUUUUAGAACUCUUGAAUAAACUUGUUUGAAAUUGAAUCGACUGAUUAUUGAUAUUUAACAUUAUGCUUUAAAUACUACAUCUUUUAGGUGGUUACCUGUUAAAAUAUUUGAUUUAAGAUUGGAUUGUUAUAACACUAUUAUUUGUAAAAUUAGAAAAAGAGUUAUUAAUGUUGCAUUGGGUGUAAUUCCAAUUUAAGGUUGAUGUUGAGUUUGUCAGCAUGUCUGAUUAAAUGAAUCUAUUUGAUUGUUAAUCUUCGACUGUCUCAUACUUUCAACAAUAUCA
Bolinopsis microptera is the source of this 2886-nucleotide messenger RNA. RefSeq lists its product as uncharacterized. Gene Ontology annotation, cellular component: membrane. The record is from RefSeq and is a predicted model, not a curated record. Bases 86 to 1507 code for a protein of 473 amino acids. The transcript has 2 exons. NCBI's taxonomy places the organism in Eukaryota, Metazoa, Ctenophora, Tentaculata, Lobata, Bolinopsidae.